Periconia digitata is the source of this 1207-nucleotide messenger RNA. The record is from the annotation of a GenBank genome assembly. NCBI's taxonomy places the organism in Eukaryota, Fungi, Ascomycota, Dothideomycetes, Pleosporales, Periconiaceae.
UCCAAACAACAAACUCUUAGGGCCAGCCAGCUAUUCAUCCUCUCUGUCUGUGCCUGUUCGUCGAGCUCCCCACUCCACCACGCACACACGCACAAGCCCCAGAGGCGCGUUAUUUUUCUUCACCUUUGUGCGCAUCGCCGCUCUUUCGGCUCUUCUUCUCUUCUCUUUACUAUAUCUCACUCCCUCUCUAACCCGACUCAUCAUGGCACCACCCGCCCUCGUUGACCGCGGCUCUCCGAAGGUCAUCCCAAACAGCACGCGCCCGCUGAAGCCAUCGAGACUUCCAUCGCGCCUACGCUUGGUCAUCCUGCUUGUGCUGAACCUAGGACUACAGGCAGGAUUAUUAUCGGCCUCGUACGAAUAUCUGGGCAUCAAUGAACUGGGUUCCAUCAGCAAGCAGACCGACCCAAGCGACCUGAUCACGCCUUUGGCUCGCCUCGCGUACAAGGUCGUUGUUGUCUGGCUAGGAUGGAAAUUGAACUAUGAUUUCAUCGACAUCUCUGCAUUGACUGCCAUCACAAAUCUGCCUUACGCUUAUUUGCUUAUGACAUACUUCAACAUCUCCAUCACCGCAGCCGCCGCUACGGCACUCAGCGAGAUUGUAGCCAUUGCGCUGCCUACCUACCUCUUGCGACCGCGCUCAGCCAUCAACAACCACAACGCGCCCGUGCCGAAUCGCUACCUCCUCAACAGUUUCCAGGUUAACAUUUCCAACUUCCUUCUUGCGAUUGGCGUCUACGUUGCGGUACUCUAUUCUGCUCUCAAGACUGGACAGUUGAAUACAUUUCUCGUCUCGUACGGUGACGUCAAGACUGUGGAACUUGCUUACGAACAAGCUGCCAACCCAUGGACACUGCUCGCGCAUCUUCUCAUCGCUGGCGCCGCAACCAAGACUUUCAUUCUCAACCCAUCCAUUGGUGCGGCGCCAGCCCCGGGCGACGUGGCCCCUGUGGAGCAAUUCGACCCCGCGAGUGCCAACCUGUCGCAAACCCUCAAGCACAACUUCUGGUUCUUCAGCCAACGUACCAGAACCUUGAUCAAGCAGACUUCGAUUGCGAGCGCGUUCUUGAUGGUCAAUACAGUGCGCAAGUGCUUGAGUCUCGAUGGCUUCUCGAAUACAGCUGCUGCAGGGUACGCCGGUCUUUGGGUCGUGGCGAACAUCAUCUGCGCGGGUUGGUGGGUUUGGGUUGGCGAUGCGGAUUCGUGA